Molecule: messenger RNA, 1263 nt
Organism: Rotaria socialis
Lineage: Eukaryota; Metazoa; Rotifera; Eurotatoria; Philodinida; Philodinidae
Source: the annotation of a GenBank genome assembly
AUGACAACAAAUUAUAGCAAUUUAUAUGAUGAACAAGAAGAAGAAGAUGAACAACAUGAAACUUUCGAAUAUUUUGAUAAAAUACCAAAUGAUCUUCCUUGGAAUAUGAACGACAAAAUUAAAAGUCAAGAAAAAAUAGCUGAAAUUGAAGAACAAAAUUUAUCUGAAAAAAUCAGUCAAUUAUCGACUAAUGCAACAAAUGAAAAAGAACCUAUUAUGAUAAUGAAAGAAAUCAAAGAUCAAUUGGAGAUGAUUCCAGAUUAUUUAACAAAGAAAAAUAAAUCUUUCAAAGAAAUGAUACAUCAAAUAUUAUCAUCGAUAACAACAACAACAACAACAACAGAAGAAAAAUCAAAUAAUAAUACGAAUGAAUUAAGAAGAAUAGCUAUUUUAAUUUAUAAAAUUAUGGUUAUUCAAAGUUAUCGAUAUCUAUGGAAAAAUUAUUUAAAAUCUGGUACAGGACAAUUGUUUAUUCGAUCUAAAACAAAACAAAAAUUAUUCUAUUCAAUAACAUUACCAAUAUGGCCAAACGAAGUUAAACGCAUUGUUUUAGCAAACAAGAAAAAUAAAAUUAAUGAAAAUGAUAUUUGUUUGAAAUUUGUCAAUGAUCAACUAUAUGGAAUGCAACAUCAAUUGAAAGAAUAUGAAAAAGAAUUGAAUAUUCAAGCAACGAAUUGUGAAGGCUAUUCCCCAUCAGUUCACGAAAUAAUUAUGGAAUAUAUUGAACAAAAUAUCAACUCGUCUUUUCGCAGAAAAAUUGCACAUCAAGUAGAAUUGAUUCAUUAUGAUUAUCAUAUUCGAGCAUUGGAAUUAGAAUAUUUUCGACAAAAACCAAAUCAAUAUCAGAAAAAAUUAAUGGCAGAAAUUUGUCAAAGUAAAUAUGAACAAGAAACAUCAGAACAAGAAUAUGGAUUUUUAAAAGAACAAAUUAGUUAUUAUAAUUUACCAAGUCAAUCAUUGACAUGUUCAAAUAUAUUUAAUGGUCCAUUAUUCAAUUCUAUUCAAAAUAUACCUCUUCGAGAAGAAUUAAUUCAAAAAUGUAAAGAUGUCGCUGAGCAAGGGAGAAAUCUUAGUUUACAAGAAAAUUUAUGGCCGGAUCAAUUCUAUAAAAUGACAAAAACAAAUGAUUUCAAUUUAUGUAAACAAUAUGCGAUGAAUUAUAUAGAAAAUAAUAAAAAACAAUUGAAUUAUUGUCGAUUUGAAUUCACAAAACAAGAACAACAAUUUCAAACAUGUCCAUUUAAAGAAUUAUCAUUUGAAUAA